UAGAGUCUUGUAUUAUGGAGAAGUAAUGGCGUUUUCCGCCCAGACAGACCAUGGGCAAAAUGAACAUAAAGACGCAGUUUUGUGCGAAAUUGGCAAAGAAACAUCGAAAGAUAACACGAAGUUUGUCCCGAACCCCGCUGCCAAGCCGUUUGUACCUUCCAACUUGAAUUCAACAUUGGGUCGCUCAAACAGGACAUGGGCAACUAUCGAAGGACAACAUUCUAGGGUUUUUAAUCUUGGUGGAAAUAUUACCAGUUUGAAGGCUGCAAGGCAUAAUGUGAUUGUCCCACAGCCCUACAUGAAUGGUCCACAUAGUAUAGAUCAUGCUAACAGCUGUGGAAUCCCUCCAGAAGAACCCAGGACACCUACAACCCCUCAAUCUAACAACCACAUAGCUUUUCACCUUGUUUCUAAAGUUCUUGAGGAUGAAAGCAUUUUUAAUUUUUCAAGCAUUGAGGAAGCAAAUCCAGGUGUAGAGCCAUUCUCACCUCUUUCUCUGAUACAUCCUGAUAGUUUUGAUGGCACAUCUCAUUCAUGGCCCUUUUCAGCUGUACCCAAUGGUACCAUUCCAGUUCCUGCAUCAACAUCCAAUCACAGUAAUGCAGCAGCUAGAAACUUUGGUUCUUUUCCUGGUCAAACUAUCUGGUCAUCAGAAGUGAUUGCCCAUAGCACCCCACCUUUGUCACCAGUUGAUUUGUCCCCACCCUCAAGUUUAACAAAUUCUUCACUGGGAACUACCCCUCCAUUUCCCUCAACCCCAUUAAUUCCUGCAAGUUCUCUGACCAAUUCAUCAGGCAGUACAUCACCUACUGUGAAUGGUUAUAAUGACGAACUCUCUCCCUUCCCAUCCCCAACUGGGCAGCAGUUUGGUUCACAAGACACCUUGCCAACUAUGUUCAUGCCAAUUAAAGAUGCAUCUACAGGAGGCAAGGGAUGGAACUCUUCAGAAUCUGGUUACUAUUCAAGUAAUGGCUCCAGUCGUCGUUCUCAACCAUCUCCAAGCUCAGCCCCUGGACUAGCACAAUUUGUUUCUUCUCCUAAGACACGCCCACAGUCUCUAAAUUUAACAAAUGGCCACCAUUACUGUAGUUCACCCAGUAUGUCCCCUUCUUCACCACCAGGACCAGUUCAUAGCCACUCAGCUCCAAAGCAUUUUAGUUCAAGUUAUGAUGUGAAUGGAGGGUCAUGGCUCAAACAUACAUCAGGCAGAGAGCAUAUUCCUCCAAGCUCUUUGCCAAGGGAUGCAAAUGGACAUUCUGGAGGUCAUGUGAUUUUGCAUCGUACUAAGAGUCCACUGACAAGUGAGCUGCACUAUAGACUUGAAGAGUGUUAUGAACAAUUGCGGUGUCUAGAGAAAGAGCGAAAAAAGGCAGAGGCUGAAAUCUCACACCUAUGGUCAGGGCGAAGACUCUCAUCUGGAAAUGCAACAAAUGUUAGACCUCCCCCUAAUCCAUCUAGAGUGGACAAGCUAAUUGUGGAUCAUUUGCGAGAACAUGCAAAGGUUGAAGCCUUAGUUGGACGAAUUGAACGCAUUCGUCACUCUCCUCUCCAUGUCAGCAUUAGUGAGGGAGUUGAUCUGUGGCACAAUGGAAUUCGUGAAUUGCAGAAUCGUAGGAGGGAGGAACUUAGUAGCAGUAAUUGCUCAAGAAGUAGGCUGAAUGGUUCUCUGCGGAAUCAAGAUAUUACAGAACUCUCAGCCUUAAUAUCAGCUGUGAAGACACUGACACAAAACACACGUGCAACCCGUACAAUCAUUUGGUGUGCUAAUCAGCUUGUCAUUGAUGAUACUGCAGUUAAUGACAACACUUCAAAUGAUGUGGACAACACAGUUGCGAUAUCCAAGGAAGUCAUUGUGGAUGUGUCUUGACAGAUUGCUCAUACAUUUAGAUGGUUUCAUCCCCCAACUAUACUUGAAGUGCGUCACAUAAUUGGAAAUGAAUUCCAGUGGCAUAAAUUGGUUCAGUGCUACUGAGUAUCAUCAACCUUCCAACAUUGUGGAGAAAAUCUGGUAGAUCUAACCUCAACACAAGACCCCUGACCUUUGCAUUGAAAAAAGGUGACAAGUUUGCAAUCAAUUAUAAAUUGAACUGAAUCAAGGUGCAUUAUGGGAACAGUAAUCUGGUAAUAGAGAAAUUCUGCUUGGCAAUGGUGCUUCAGGUUUUUUCCUUUGGGUUUCCAAGCAACAUGUACUUAGUUGUAAGAAUGACUGAAGCAGGAGUCAAAGGAGGAAAGAAUUUUUUAUAUGGCAAAGCAAGUGAACCUUGCAGUGUAAAGUACUGCCUAACUAAUUGGAUUUUAAGUGUUUUUCCACAUUUAUGGUUCAAGAAAUGCGUUGAGGCUAGCAAGAUAAAGGCAUCAAUUAUGUCUAUCGAUCAUUUUGAGAAAGAAUUGGCAAAGAACACUGAGGGUGUUGGAAUGGUUGAUAUUGAAUACAAUUAUGAAUGUAACUUCCCACACUUUGCUUCAGUGUGUCAGUGUUGCUAGGCAACAGACAUUUUAUAGCAGAAGAUUGUACUUAUUCAGGCAACUGAUAUUUUUCUUCUUUCAUGCAUUCCAUUCAUGCACCAGAAUGUUCCAACAAAUAAGUCACAGUUGUGCAAUGGGUUGGGGAAGGUGAAAAGGAGUCUUGGCAGGCCAAGUGUUUCUUACUAGUGAAUAAAUGAAAGGAAACAUGGCAGACAGAACAUUUUGAAUAAUUUGUGCAACUUUGUGUUGCUCUAAGCAGAGUUCACUUAUUUGUGUCCUAAGAAGACUAAUGAAAUUUUCUCAUUAAUCACCAACUUCCCUGGUAACUCUACUCAUGUCAUCCAUCAUUAAUGAAACAAAUCAGGUUAAUCAUUUCUGAUAAUUAUUCUGCACACUUAGUUUCUGGUGAUAAAUAAUUAAUCUCAUUGAAGAUUGGCAAAUAAGUGCAGCUUAACAUAUUGUUACAUCCAUGACAAGUGUUCAUCAAUUUGCAGUCCAGCUCUUGAAGCACUUUCUGACUGUAGAUAAGUCUGCAACAAGAAUAGCAUGUGUAACCACCAACGUGACAGGAGGCAGUGCUUGUAUGGAGAAAAUUCUAAGCCAGUUCAUAUUGCUUUACUGCUGAAUACAUCCAGACAUCUUCCAAUGGAAAUGUUCCAAAAAUAAAAGCGCAUUAUUUCGUUGAA
Pocillopora verrucosa is the source of this 3152-nucleotide messenger RNA. RefSeq lists its product as uncharacterized. The record is from RefSeq and is a predicted model, not a curated record. Gene Ontology annotation, cellular component: nucleus; cytoplasm. Lineage: Eukaryota; Metazoa; Cnidaria; Anthozoa; Scleractinia; Pocilloporidae. Gene Ontology annotation, biological process: mRNA stabilization; meiotic cell cycle; male meiosis I.